Scomber japonicus (chub mackerel) is the source of this 835-nucleotide messenger RNA. RefSeq names its product centromere protein U-like. Gene Ontology annotation, cellular component: nucleus. The coding region runs from base 1 to 771 and encodes 256 amino acids. The transcript is spliced from 9 exons. NCBI's taxonomy places the organism in Eukaryota, Metazoa, Chordata, Actinopteri, Scombriformes, Scombridae. The record is from RefSeq and is a predicted model, not a curated record.
AUGAUGCUUUUGGAGGAGCAGUCUGACUCUGACACUGUCCAGCAGAGACGGAGCAGAGUCCUGCCCUCUGAUGAUGAUGAUGACGAUAAGGUGGAAGACGCCAGCUGGAAACAGACUCCGAAGAAAGGUAGAGGGAUGAGAAAACCUUUAUCUGGCACGUCCAAUUCCAGGAAGUCUUCAUCUGGCAGUGCAUCAGCUGAAGCAGAACAGAGCAACAGAGUGGAAGUAAAGAAGAAGAAACGUCGUGGAGGAACACAGUUAGAGGAGGUGCUGGAUGCCUUCAUUGAUUUCUGUGAGCAGUACAGGGAGACGGUGGAGUCCAAAGCUGUCAAACAGGCCAUCGAUUCUUUCUCCAACAAUGUGAAGGAACAGCUGAUGGAAAAGAUCACUUCUCACAAGGAGCUCCGGGUUCUAAAGAGGGAAAACGCUAAGGUGGGCUCUCUGACCCGUACAAAGAUGCAGAGACUGUUGGACGCCAAACAUGAGAUGAUGAGGGCUAAAAGGCAGGUUUCACUGCUAAAGAAAGAGAAAGCAGAACUGAAGCAAAGAUUAGCCGACCUGAGGCAAAGCCAGUCCUUCCUCUGUGACAUCAGAGAGCUCAACAGACAGUACUUAGAUUACCGACAGGCACACCCGAAAAAGAAAGAGAAGUAUGGGGCCUCCAGUUUGCCAGCUCUGUUAGUGGAGGCCAAGCAGAUUCAAGGAGCAGAGCGUCAGCUGAGGGCGAUCAAUAACCGACUGGAAAAAACACUAAAGAAGAAUGGAAAAUAAUGUGCUGUAGCAUCUACACACACACACACACACACACACACACACACACACACAUACAUACACA